AUGGCCCGCCGCAAGGCGGUGGCGAACGGCAGUACUUCGCGCCGCUCGGGGUGGGUUAUUUCACGUUCUGCUAAUGCAGCAGAACAACUGGGUCCUGCCAUGUCACCCACCAAAUCCCGGCCAGGAACUCCCCGAGAGAGACAGACUCCCAGAAAGGCCGCAGCCAGAGGUCCGUGGAGCGAGGAACGGCUCUUGACUAGUGCUAAGUCACGUCUCAUUGAUCUGGAUCUGACGAAACUACUGGCCAAACCCGAGGCAUGGAACUUGCUUAACGAAGACGAGAAACAAGAGAUCCUUGCAUUACUCCCUGACAAUACCCAUCCAAACCCAGAACCCUCACCAGAAAAUCCUGAUGCAGGGAUACCACCCCUUCCUGAGCAUUUCCUCCGAUACUCCAACAACUGGCGUGACAGUAUUCGGCAGUUCCAAAUCGACCUCCAGAAUGGCCGCUAUGACCCUGAAUGGUUGCGCCGGGCUGAGGAGGCGGGGAGACAGCGGGAGGAAGGCGACUUUGAUAACUUCAAAGAACGGGAGUUUGAGGAGUUCUGGGGACAAAAGCAGAAGAUGGACCAUAGCUUGCUUGCUGGAGAAAGCUCGCGCGUGAAGUUGGUGACUCUCAUCGAGGCAGGCGUUAUAUUGCCCGGGGAUGUCUGGAAGUUUACCCAUGUGUUCGGCAGACCACCCAACAGGAUAGUGGUCGAAAAGGAAGCCAGAAUCAGCGAAAUUCACGGCAAGAAUAUGACUUUCGUGAUUCCCGAGGGUCAACGUGUUUUUCUUUCCAGUCUUCCAACUCAGGGUCAAGAUUCCAAGGCCCCAGAGCAACAAAAGGAGACGAAAGAGGACCCCGAUGUAGGGACCGACCCAGCCCCUACAGAUGCGGAUGAGGAACAAAAACCUGCCGGUCAGCCAAACCACCAGGUCCUGAUGGUCAGUCCGAACGAGGACUCGGUUUCAAAUGGCGAGGGAUUCAAGCGCACGACUCCGCCGCCUGAACCACAGCCUCCGGCGAAACGGCGACGAGGCCUGCCUCCCUCGAACAAAAACAAGCCGAAACAGGCCCCUCCGGACACGAACGAUAAAAACGAAGUGAACAGUGUCACCCCACAGCCCAGCCCAGUGAGAAUCGCGGUAGAAAUCAACAGCCAUCGUUCUCCCGCGGUUGAAUCCUCCGUCCCAACAGAAGCAUCUGCCGAUAACACUGCUGAAAAUGCGGACGGCGCUGAAAACACUGCUCAGGCCGUGGCACCACCACCGGCCAACACUGAAGAGACCGAACAUACUGAAACAAAUACCCCUCCAUCUCCUCCAGAACCACCGACUGACUCAGCUCCCACACCUUCACCGUUCCUCGCUGCCACACCAGGUGAACUUGUAGUUCCAAACAUCUCAAGCCCUCAAGCACUCGUCAACAAGAUUUUGCAGAUCGACGGCCGCAUGCCGAAUGGCCGCAACCCCAAUUCCUGGAAGGAAAUUCGCUGCUACAGGAAGAAUCAGGAUAUGGGCAGCCUUUGGGAUGUGAGACAAGCUUGGUUCUUCAAGCAGAAAUAG
Messenger RNA from Penicillium alfredii, 1548 nucleotides. RefSeq lists its product as uncharacterized. Lineage: Eukaryota; Fungi; Ascomycota; Eurotiomycetes; Eurotiales; Aspergillaceae. The record is from RefSeq and is a predicted model, not a curated record. Bases 1 to 1548 code for a protein of 515 amino acids. The transcript has 4 exons.